GACUUGGAGAAUAGAAAUGGCAAUUCUGCAGCGAGUUUUCCCACUACUUGUUGCGAUUGCUGCAGCAUUCGAGUCUGCAGCAUCAGCAGCACCAGUCACGUAUGUGUUUGGCGACUCGUUGACAGAAGUGGGAAACAACAACUUCCUGCAGUCUCUUGCCAAGUCGAACUACCCGUUCUAUGGAAUUGAUUAUUUUGGGGGAAUGGCCACGGGAAGAUUCACUAAUGGAAAAACCGUUGGCGAUAUAAUAUCUGAAAAGAUGGGGAUUCCAUCUCCGCCUCCAUAUCUUGCCUUGCUACCCAACGAUGAAGCGUACCUGACCGGAGUGAACUAUGCAUCUGGUGGAGCUGGAAUACUCAAUGAUACUGGGCUCUACUUUGUUCAGAGGCUGACAUUUGAUGAUCAGAUUAGUUACUUCGAGAAGACAAAGGAAGCUAUCAAGGCCACACUUGGAGAUGAGGCUGCAGAAAAACACUGCAAUGAGGCACUUUACUUCGUUGGAAUUGGUAGUAAUGACUAUGUAAACAACUUCUUGCAGCCCUUCUUAGCAAAAGGCAUUUUUUAUACUCAUGAUCAAUUCUUGGAACUUUUGACGUCUACCUUAAGCCAACAAUUCACGAGGCUUUAUCAUCUAGGUGCAAGAAAGAUACUCUACCACAGCUUGGGGCCUCUCGGCUGCAUUCCUUCCCAGAGGGUGAAAUCGAAAACAGGGGAAUGCCUAUAUCAAGUCAAUGAAUAUGUUCAGGAAUUCAAUUCGAGAGUAAAGAAUUUGAUAACUACGCUAAAUAGCCAGCUCCCAUAUGCAAAGAUGACAUUUGCAGACACUUAUCACGACGUUUUGGACUUAAUUGAGAACCCCUCUGCCUAUGGUUUCAAGUUUUCCAACACGUCGUGUUGCAAUGUGGACACGAGCGUGGGAGGGCUUUGUCUCCCGAACUCAAAGCUGUGUCUAAACCGCUCAGAGUAUGUGUUUUGGGAUGCUUACCAUCCCUCAGAAGCUGCAAAUCUCGUGCUUGCAGGAAAGAUUUUCACCUACCUCGAUAAAGCUCACAGUCCUUCUUCCCCUGCUCCCAAGCCUUCUCAUCAUAGGCGACUGCUUUCAGCAGAAACUCACUUGUCUGACUAAUACAAAUGGAAGAUCAAUUCAUAAGUCAUGUAAAAGGGAAGAGUAUGAAUACAUAUACCAAUUAAAGAAGCAUUUGUAGUUUAAAAUUGUUGAGAAAACCUGCAAAGAACACGCGAGUGAUCUUGAUUCUUGCAAGUGUGUUCAAGUUUACUAAUGAGUCUUCAAAGAUGAGAAGCUGUAUAACAUUA
This is a messenger RNA of Ipomoea triloba (trilobed morning glory), 1314 nucleotides long. RefSeq names its product GDSL esterase/lipase At5g37690-like. Bases 17 to 1126 code for a protein of 369 amino acids. The transcript has 6 exons. Gene Ontology annotation, molecular function: hydrolase activity, acting on ester bonds. NCBI's taxonomy places the organism in Eukaryota, Viridiplantae, Streptophyta, Magnoliopsida, Solanales, Convolvulaceae. The record is from RefSeq and is a predicted model, not a curated record.